This is a messenger RNA of Cutaneotrichosporon cavernicola, 4692 nucleotides long. RefSeq lists its product as uncharacterized. Gene Ontology annotation, cellular component: plasma membrane. The record is from RefSeq and is a predicted model, not a curated record. The coding region runs from base 1 to 4692 and encodes 1563 amino acids. Gene Ontology annotation, molecular function: protein binding; guanyl-nucleotide exchange factor activity. The transcript has 5 exons. Gene Ontology annotation, biological process: positive regulation of GTPase activity; Ras protein signal transduction. Lineage: Eukaryota; Fungi; Basidiomycota; Tremellomycetes; Trichosporonales; Trichosporonaceae.
AUGCCGACUGACUCGCGCAUCUCCGCGACUUCGGUCCUAUCGCCACCGUCGUCUGGCAUCGACGCAUUGGGGAUCCUCGACUUGGGCUCAUCAAAUCCCGGAAGCGCCAGUGCCAGUGGGGCGUCGGGCGGGACCAACGCGCACCAUCUCGCAUCGCAAACCUCGUCCUCAAGCUCUGGCUCGACCUUUCACGGCGACCCACUCCGCGGUCACCCCGCCGCAGCCUACCAGUACCGCCAACCCAACCGGAACCCUUACCCUCAAUCGUAUCGGGGGGAAUAUAGCUCGACGGCAGACGCAGAUCUUUCCGCAGAAGCACUAGGGUUGCCGCCGGACACCGAGAUCUCCCGUAUCGGCGAAGGGGAAAGCUACCGCGUGCGCGCCGUGUACGACUUUGACGCGACAGACGAGUCAGCCCUCAGCUUUCGAGCAGGCGACGUAAUAGAGGUCCUCACUAUGCUCCCCUCAGGAUGGUGGGACGGCAUGCUCGGCGCAAACCGCGGCUGGUUCCCAAGCAAUUAUGUCGAGGACUAUUACGACGACGACGACGACAGCCGCUACGGUGAUUACGUCGAGAUGGCACCAGACGGCAGUAUACAGAUCCGCAACGGCUCCACUGUUGCGGACCUUCUCGGGGUCGACGACAGCCUCGCCACUGGCUGGGGUGGGCGCGACUGGGUUGGUUCAUCAAGCUCACUCGACGACCUCCUGGCACUCGAAAGGAUGGACGAGCAGAAUGCUCAUCACCUCCACCGUCGUCGCACCGAUAGCCUCGCUAGCCGCGCAAGCCAGUCUAGUCGAAGCACGGGCCGCGUGGGGCCAGCAGCAAUCACUGCGGGGGCUCGUCGCAGCGGAGAUGACGAUCAUAGUCACGACAACCCAGACGAAACGUUGCAACAGGCAUCACUUGCCCGGGGCCACCGUGACGCGUGGGUCCCGACCCUCACAGCAGACGGUCAGGUCUAUUACCACAACACGACCACAGGCGAAGACGUGUGGUACAUCCCCGAAGGCGUGGAUGAAUUGGGCAUGUCACGUCCAGCCAGUCAGGCAAGUAGCCAACCCCGAGACGGUCCAGGACAUGGUCGUGUCCACCCCCUCAACCUCGAUUCCCGAGACCUUCGCGGCCAUUCUUCCUACGACCCCGCUGCCCGUUUGGCCGCUGCAGCACUGUCCUCGGCCGACGACUUUCGUGUACCCGCGACGCGCCAAGCACCUCUCCCUUAUCCCUGGCUCGCUCGGCUCACCGACGACGGCCGCAGUUGGUACUAUAUCAACCAGGUUACGGGCGAGAUGAGUCACGAGCCCCCACCUCAGACACCAACCACUGCGGCGACCACAGAGAGUGGGCAGGAUGGGACGGCCUCGCCGCGCCGGCCAAGCGUCAGCACCGUCGCGUCCACAACCUUGUCUGUCGCGCGCCCACCACGACGCUCGUCGCUGCGCCACUCGCAGCUCGACUUGGAGAACCGGAUACACUCUGCGCUUGCGGCCCUCUAUCACACCCCACCGCAGUCGAUGCUCAACGCCCACAUAGACAAGCUAAGGAACAGCAUCAACAACCUAUACGAGGCCGCAAUGACGGGCGCCGACGUGCAGACGGAAAAGGACGAGGCAUUGCAAGCGCAUGUUGGAAUGCAGCAGGCGUUGGCAAAGGACUUUACGGCGUGCGUCGCCCUCAAUGAGUGCGAGCGCUUUGUCGUGGACGCAACACGAGACCUCUUCCUCGCUCUCGGCUACGUUGGGCCCUCAGUCCCGUCACCUCGAGGGCAAGAUUCGGGGAUCGCGGACGACCCACCACGCCCACAAUGGUGUACCGACAUGUCUCUGAUUGGCGUCCUUGGAUUAAUCGCGAGCACGGUGCGCGUCGCCACCGAGGGCAGUCGCGACAGUGCCACCUCGCGCAUACCGUGGGACAACGUCAUGCGUGCCGCAGCCAAGAUGCGCGCGACGUUGGAAGCUUUCCCGGCUAUCGUACAUAUGGACCAGGCCGAACGCGAAUCGACUGUGGGACGACAGCUGGUGGCGUGGUUUGGUGCGGAGCACGUUGGAGACUUCAUGUCGGGUCGUUUCGGCUUCGGCGCGCCAACCGAUAUUCUGCUUCGAGCCUUGGACCAGGCAGCCGUUGUGGAAGUGCAAAAGCUCAAGGCCGAGGUGGACGCCGCAUUGCGAGCGGCAACGGCGCAGACGGGCGGCGCCGUGUUCGACCUGAUCCGGUCAUCGUCAUAUUUCCGUGACGCGGUCGCGCGCAUCGACGUUGCGAUUGUCAUCGACCUCGACGGCGACAAGGACAACACCAACGAGGCACAGCAACCCGAGGACGCGCGACAUUACACUGAGCUCGUGUCACGCGCGCGCUCGUCGCUGCGGGACCUGGACGACGCGUGCAUGUCGCUCGACACUGCUGCGGCUGACGUCUUCCUCAAUAUUGAUGAACCCGGGUCUCUGUCAUCCCGCGAGCUGGUCGGGCAGGGCGUCAGCACUGUGUUCCGCACACUCUCUGCGCUCCUCGUUGUGGCGCAGCAGCAGGCAGCGACGGUCGAGCAGGGAGUUGUCAAGGGGUCGAUAGGUGGCCGCUCACCAGCAAAGACGCUCGCUGCCACCCACACACACACCCGCGGGCCGUCGGUGACGUCGAUGGAGUCGCCGUCGCACACCCGCGUACAGCCUCAGCACCAACGAAACGCAUCGGGCGGAUCGACCGAGAGCCGGGCCACGCGCGCCACGGGUGGGUCAGCAGAGCAGGAGUUCCUCGACAGCGACGACCGCCGCUCAAUCACUGACAAGGCGAGCAAGAGGCUGUCUCGGCAGUCGCAACCGUCGGCGUCGGCUUCGCAAUCGAGCUUAGUCAAGCCGCACGGGCCGUCGUCAAGCAAGACGUCGCUCGGCGAGCAGCCAGACUCCGAGGCGGGAAGCAUGCGCGGCUCGAACCGUUCGUCGAUCCUCAAGGCCGUGCCAUCCUUCUUGCGCGCCGGCCGCUCCGACUCGGUCAGCCAGGGCAAACCGUCCAAGAAGUACCCGCGAAUCAAGGAGGACCGCUCGUCGAUGAUACUCACGUCGCCGCCGCCUGCGCCCAUGAGCGUACCGCCAGCCGCCGCCAUGCGCGCCGCACCACCAUGGUACCUCUCGUCCGACUACCCACCAGGUGACAUCGUGUUCGACGAGGAGAAGGGCACCGUCAAAGCAGGCACGAUUCGCGCCCUUAUCGAGCGUCUUACACCACACACCAGCUCCGACACGGCGUUUUUCCAGGCAUUCCUGCUCACGUACCGCUCGUUCGUGUCGACUGACGACCUCGUGGAAUUGCUUCUCGAGCGCUACCACGUCGAACCGCCCCCCGACCUCACUGAGGAGCAGAUGAAGGAGUGGAGGAUGAGAAAACAAACGCCGAUUAGGCUACGUGUCGCCAACACUCUCAAAACGUGGCUCGAGCAUCAUUACAUCGAGGAGCAGGACCGUAAGGCACUCGACGUCGUUGAGGACUUUGCGACGACGACGCUCAUGGCGAACGGGAGCGAGUUGUUAUCCAAGCAGCUUCUUCAACUCGUCGACCGAAGGCGACGUGGGGAGGCGACUGCCAAGAGCCGUAUUGUCAUGGGCGGACCAGUGCCUCAGCCUCCAAUCCAGCCUCGCAUCGUGCCGGGCAAGCCGCUGACGUUGCUCGACAUCCAGCCGCUCGAGCUCGCUCGGCAGCUGACCAUCCUCGAGUCUGGCCAUUUCGUGAAAAUCAGACCACCAGAGUUCCUCAACAAGACGUGGCAGAAGGACGACUCGGACAUGACGGCGCCAAAUCUCAGCAAGGCAAUCAGCUCUUCGAAUGCGCUCUCGCUCCUCAUCCAGAAGAUCAUCCUACAGACCAAGGAUGUCAAGCAACGCGCUGCCAUGAUCAAGCAUCUUGUGCGCACCUGCGUCGAGUGCAAGGACCUGAACAACUUUUCGUCCAUGUCCGCGGUGUGUGCAGGCCUCGUGGCCAGCUCGGUCCAACGUCUGCGCAAGUCUUGGGAGCCCCAGAGCGACAAGACAAUGCGGGACUUCGCAAUGCUCGAGGAGCUGAUGAGCUCGACGCGCAACUUCCAGAAGCACAAGGAGAUGCUCAAGACGAUCAACCCACCGUGCGUACCCUUCCUGGGCUUCUACCUCUCCAUGCUCGUGUUCAUCGAGGACGGAAACCGGGACUUUGUCCCUCCGCCCGUUCUCGACGCGAAUGGGAAUGUCAUACGCACGGCAGGUAUGGGGAGGACGACGAGCAUGACAUCUGCAAUGACGCGGGCUGGAUCCACAUCAUCAGGACUGGAUGGCGCGUUCGGGCGCAGCGGCAGCAUUGCGCCGAGCAUGACGAGCAUCUCGACGACGGCGUCGAACGGCGUAGCUCCAAGCAGCAGCAGCACGCUGGUUGCGUCAACAAGCAGCGCGACGAGCAACGGCGGCGAGAAAGACAAGCCGAUGCUGAUCAACUUCUUCAAGCGCGGACUUACGGCUGAGAUCCUCCGUGAGAUUCAGCAGUACCAGGCGCAGCCGUACAACCUGGCGCUGUGCAAGCCCGUCAUGGACUUCAUCGAGGAGCAGAUUGCCGGCGUGACAGAGAGCGUCGACGAACUGUACGAGAUCUCCCUCGUGACCGAACCCAAGGAACGGUCCCAGGUGCUCGCGGACGAGCGCGCGAUGACCGCCCUUGGCAUGGGGAGGAUAUAG